AUGUACCGCAACAUCGGUAUCAUGGCGCACAUCGACGCCGGCAAGACCACAACCACCGAGCGCGUUCUGUACUACACUGGCAAGUCGUACAAGAUCGGUGAGGUGCACGAGGGCACCGCCACCAUGGACUGGAUGGAGCAGGAGCAGGAGCGGGGGAUCACCAUCACCUCUGCCGCCACCACCUGCUCCUGGAACGACCACCGCAUCAACAUCAUCGACACCCCCGGCCACGUGGACUUCACGCUGGAGGUGGAGCGCGCGCUGCGCGUGCUCGACGGCGCGGUGGCGGUGUUUGACUCGGUGGCGGGCGUGGAGCCUCAGUCGGAGACUGUGUGGCGCCAGGCGGACAAGUACGGCGUGCCCCGCAUCUGCUUCGUCAACAAGAUGGACCGCAUGGGCGCCAACUUCUACCGCACGCGCGACAUGGUCAUCAAGAACCUGGGCGCCAACCCGCUGGUCAUCCAGCUGCCCAUCGGCCAGGAGGACAGCUUCCAGGGGCUGGUGGACCUGGUGAAGAUGAAGGCGCUGAUCUGGAAUGGGGAGGAGCUGGGCGCCAAGUUUGACGAGGUGGAGAUCCCCGCCGACAUGGCUGAGCUGGCGGCAGAGUACCGCGAGAAGCUGAUCGAGCAGGUGGCGGAGCUGGACGACGACGUGAUGAUGGGAUACCUGGACGGCGAGCUGCCGGAUGAGGCCACCAUCCGGCGCCUCAUCCGCUCGGGCACCAUCGCGGGCAAGUUUGUGCCCAUGACGUGCGGCACCGCGUUCAAGAACAAGGGCGUGCAGCCGCUGCUGGACGCCGUGGUGGACUACCUGCCCGCCCCCACAGACCUGCCGGACGUGCGCGGCUCCGACAUCGACGACGCCGAGAAGGAGAUGACGCGCAAGUCGAACGACGACGAGCCCUUCUCGGGCCUGGCCUUCAAGAUCAUGACCGACCCCUUUGUCGGCUCCCUCACCUUUGUGCGCGUGUACUCAGGCGUGCUGGAGUCGGGCUCCUACGUGCUGUCCGCCGCCAAGGGCAAGAAGGAGCGGGUGGGGCGCCUGAUGCAGAUGCACGCCAACAGCCGGGAGGAUGUGAAGGAGGCGCGGGCGGGCGACAUCAUCGCGGUGGCGGGCCUCAAGGACGUGGUCACGGGCGACACGCUGUGCGACGAGAAGUAUCCCGUCAUGCUGGAGCGCAUGGAGUUCCCCGACCCCGUGAUCAAGGUGGCCAUUGAGCCAAAGACCAAGGGCGACCUAGACAAGAUGACCAACGGCCUGAUCAAGCUGGCCCAGGAGGACCCCUCCUUCCACUUCAGCCGCGAGGAGGAGACCAACCAGACUGUGAUUGAGGGCAUGGGCGAGCUGCACCUGGAGAUCAUUGUGGACCGGCUGCGGCGGGAGUGGAAGGUGGAGUGCGACGUCGGCGCGCCGCAGGUGAACUACCGCGAGGGCAUCUCCCGCGCCGCCGAGGUGCGGUACGUGCACAAGAAGCAGAGCGGCGGGUCGGGCCAGUUUGCCGACGUGGCCAUCAAGUUUGAGCCCGGCGAGCCGGGCACCGGCUUUGAGUUCCGCUCGGAGAUCAAGGGCGGCGUGGUGCCGAAGGAGUACAUCCCAGGAGUCACCAAGGGCCUGGAGGAGAUGAUGAGCAGCGGGUCGCUGGCGGGCUUCCCGGUGGUGGACGUGAGGACCACGUUGUACGACGGAUCCUACCACGACGUCGACUCCUCGGUGGUCAAGGCCAGCGUGCCGCUGUCGGAGAUGUUCAACUACGUGUCCACGCUGCGCGGCAUGUCCAAGGGGCGCGCGCAGUACACGAUGCAGCUGGAGAAGUACGAGGUGGUGCCCAGCCAUAUCCAGGAGAAGAUCGUGGCCGACGCCAAGGUGGCCGCCGCCUCCUGA
This is a messenger RNA of Chlorella variabilis, 1881 nucleotides long. RefSeq lists its product as hypothetical. Gene Ontology annotation, molecular function: GTP binding; translation elongation factor activity; GTPase activity. Gene Ontology annotation, biological process: mitochondrial translation; translational elongation; ribosome disassembly. The transcript is spliced from 13 exons. Gene Ontology annotation, cellular component: mitochondrion. The record is from RefSeq and is a predicted model, not a curated record. NCBI's taxonomy places the organism in Eukaryota, Viridiplantae, Chlorophyta, Trebouxiophyceae, Chlorellales, Chlorellaceae. The coding region runs from base 1 to 1881 and encodes 626 amino acids.